Molecule: messenger RNA, 1529 nt
Organism: Hevea brasiliensis (rubber tree)
Lineage: Eukaryota; Viridiplantae; Streptophyta; Magnoliopsida; Malpighiales; Euphorbiaceae
Product: probable receptor-like serine/threonine-protein kinase At5g57670
Exons: 7
Coding region: 209-1360 (383 amino acids)
Biological process (GO): protein phosphorylation
Molecular function (GO): ATP binding; protein kinase activity
Source: RefSeq, a predicted model, not a curated record
UGAAAUCAAAACUUCCAUUUCCUCCAUUAUUAGCAAUCUUCUCUUCUCCUUUGAAGCAAUAGAGACACAACACUGUUUGCUCUCUCUCUUUCUCUUAAGCUCUUUAUGUUUCCUUAAAAUCAUUUCACAAUACACAAGACUGAGUUUCUUGUGUUUCUUCUCUUCCCUGGCAUGAAGAAAGUGCUCUGCUUCAUUUACCAUUUUUGCUAUGAAGUAUAUAAGAUCCAACAGCUUGAAAAGGCUUUUCUCAUUAAAAAGACGAGGCCUUGAAGAAGGAAUCAUCACUCUAGAAGACAACAAUGGAAUAUCUAACUCUAAGUUUGUUCAAGAACCAGAGCAUUCUCCAAGACCUGCUUGGAAAUGCUUCUCUUAUCAAGAAAUCUUUGAGGCCACCAAUGCUUUUAGCUCAGAGAACCUGGUGGGGCAAGGAGGAUAUGCAGAGGUUUACAGGGGAGUUUUAAGAGAGGGACAGAAGAUUGCAGUAAAAAGGUUAACAAAAGCUUGUAAUGAUGAGAGGAAAGAGAAGGAGUUCCUGACAGAGAUUGGAACAAUUGGUCAUGUGUCUCAUCCCAAUGUGUUAUCUCUUUUAGGAUGUUGCGUUGACAAUGGGCUUUAUCUCAUCUUCCAUUUCUCCUCUAGAGGCUCUGUUGGUUCCCUUCUCCAUGAUGAGAAAAUUCCAGUUAUGGAUUGGAAAACAAGAUACAAGAUUGCCAUUGGGACUGCCAGAGGGCUCCAUUACUUACACAAGGGAUGUCAAAGAAGGAUUAUUCACAGAGACAUUAAAUCUUCAAAUAUUCUGUUGACAACUGAUUUUGAACCACUGAUUUCUGAUUUUGGUUUGGCAAAAUGGCUUCCAUCUCAAUGGACUCACCAUUCAAUCGCUCCAAUUGAAGGAACUUUUGGGCACUUAGCACCUGAGUACUAUAUGCAUGGAAUAGUAAAUGAGAAGACAGAUGUGUUUGCAUUUGGAGUCUUUCUGCUGGAAAUUAUUUCUGGCAGGAGACCAGUUGAUGGGUCUCACCAAAGCAUACACAGCUGGGCUAAACCAAUAUUGAAACAAGGAGAGAUUGCAAAGCUGGUAGAUCCAAGGGUUGGAGGGGCCUAUGACGCUUCACAGCUGACGAGACUUGCCUUUGCUGCAUCUCUUUGUAUCCGGGCAUCUUCGACGUGGCGCCCUACCAUGAGUGAGGUAUUGGAAGUUAUGCAAGGGGAAAUAGACAAAGAAAUGUGGAAAAUGCCAAAGGAAGAAGAGAAAGAAGAAGAAUUCUGGGUAUUUGAAGAUCUAGAAUAUGAAUGUGACAGCUCCUCCUCAACUUCUCCACAAGAUUCAACCUCAACCAGAAGUUCUUUACCAUAUUAACUCAAUUUCCAAUGCAUAAUUGCACAUGAGAUCACGAGUUUAGCCUCAAACCGUCACUUAAAAAAAGAGAUGAUGAUGCAUUAGGUGCUUUAAUAAAUUCUAGCCAACGCCUUUCUGGGCAUGUAAAUACAUUAUUAAUACAUAUAAAAGAAGGUGUUUUUAGUAGCAA